GUACAUUGCAGGCUGUUGUUAUUGCAUUUUCAGAAUGGCGGCCCAACCAGGCGAGAAUGAAUUGGAUUUUCCAUUCAAUAGCAAUCGCGAAUUCGAACUGAAACUUGGAAGUAGCUUUCAUUCAAAGGGAGGACCAAAAACAGCCUUUCACACAAUACGAUAUGAUUUCAAGCCUGCAUCAGUAGAUACCACAAGACCAGCAGAACUUGUUGUAGGUGAUACAAAUGAGAUCACUGUCACUGUGCCUCAUGUACAGGAUUCUAGUAACACUGUUUAUCGUGGCUCUAAAAGGAGCUGCACAAAGGAAUUUAUUUUGGUGGUGGACAAAGACAAAAAGACAUUUACUUUGGAGAGAAUUGAGUCAGCUAUUCCGCAACUCAAGAAAGUUAGGUCUUCAAAUCAGUCCUCCAAACCAGUGAAGCUACCUGUGACUCCUUCAACUGCGACACUCACAAAAUCUCAGAAAAACAAAACCAAAACCAAGAAGAAACCAGUGGAAAACAAGACGACAAAACAAACAUCGCCAGUCAAGAAUGCAACUCCUCCUUCUGUGACAAGUUCUCAGGAGAUCAGCUCCAAGCCUGAAGACGCAACCGCUGUCGCUGCUGAAUCAGAUUCUGGCUCCUCUUCAUCUAGUGAUAGUUCAGACUCGGAAAAGGAUGAAAAUGAAGAUGAUGAUGAGGUUGAUGAGAAAGAUGUUGAAAAGCUUAACAGCCUAAUGACCAGCAUGGAUCAAAAAGAUAUUUUGACCAAGAAAGAAGGUUUCAACACACUCUGUGAAGACCUUCAGCUAAGCGAGUCCGGGAGUGAUAGCGACUGACAGCCUUGCCGGAGGACGGCAAAGAAAUGUACAAAGAUUUAUAACUCACGUGCAGAGCUAUUGUUUUGCUCAUUACUAGUAAACCUUUUGUCUUGUGGCGUUCUCGUUGCCGUGGUCGUCGCGGUUUUCCGAAGUUCCCUAAUUUCGAUCAGUUAACGGAAACGGCUUUCUUACAUCGUCUUAACGCAAAGGUGGAUGUACUGAUGAAGCGCCCCAUAGCCAAGAGAAGCAUCUGAUUGCUUGGGCUGAUCGUCUGAAAAGGAAAAUUUGUUGAAUUGCUAUGGUCGCGAAACAGGUCCUUUGUAUGACUCACUGAAAUUACAAAUCACUCGUACUUUCUUGAGUAUAGUCAUAGAAUAAUUACUCUAUGGUGAUUGGACAGAACUAGAGAGUUUAGUUGAAACAUGCAUGUGUGCAAAUUCUACUAGUUCCUUGCAGUUUUUGCGCACGUUGAUCUUGCCAAAAAAUAUCUUCAGGUCAAAUUCUUGUUUACAAUUAUAUGUAUUUAUGUUGAUAGGGAAGAUUUGUUUGUUGACAUACGAAUCUGACGUUAGAUCAAGAAUCAUGGCAAGGCUUGCCAUCCCAGCUUGUUGUAAAUAUUUAAAGAAAAAGGACUUAACAAAUUGUAAAUAAAUAAAAAAAUGAGCUGCAAGAAAAAAAUAUGUCGUUGUGUUAUUAUAAAGUUCAGGGGUUGGGUUCAAUGAUCAGAGCAACACAGCGGUCAAACGUCUGCGCAUGUGCGAGCAAUGGAGCAACUAAAAGGCGGCCAAAAUAUUUUCAUGACACUGUUCUUUUCGUGGGUCAUCGGUAUCCUAUGAAUGACAUUUUCCUCGUUAUUUAUAUAUUUGUUUAUGUUUUAGCCGGUACAACGAGAG
Messenger RNA from Orbicella faveolata, 1695 nucleotides. RefSeq lists its product as uncharacterized. Gene Ontology annotation, molecular function: transcription elongation factor activity. Gene Ontology annotation, biological process: transcription elongation by RNA polymerase II. NCBI's taxonomy places the organism in Eukaryota, Metazoa, Cnidaria, Anthozoa, Scleractinia, Merulinidae. Gene Ontology annotation, cellular component: super elongation complex. The record is from RefSeq and is a predicted model, not a curated record.